Tripterygium wilfordii is the source of this 2898-nucleotide messenger RNA. RefSeq names its product disease resistance RPP13-like protein 4. Gene Ontology annotation, biological process: defense response to other organism. The coding region runs from base 577 to 1635 and encodes 352 amino acids. Gene Ontology annotation, molecular function: ADP binding; ATP hydrolysis activity. The transcript has 3 exons. Lineage: Eukaryota; Viridiplantae; Streptophyta; Magnoliopsida; Celastrales; Celastraceae. The record is from RefSeq and is a predicted model, not a curated record.
AAGCUGUCGCGUCUACAAGAACUAUCUGGAUUCAAGGUGGUGAGUAGGACUCACAAGACAAGCUGUCAGCAACUGACUGAGCUACGUGGGCUGGGAAUGAAUUUAAGUAACGAAAAUGCCUUCAUUGAGCUAUUUGGAGUUGCUUUUUAAUCCGGAGCUGUUGAAGCUUACAUACCCUUGGACAGGUCAUAUCUGCUGCAUUCUGGGGUAAAACUACAAAAGGAGAUGUUGGCAAUGGAUCCCGUUGUUGGAAAACUGGUAGAGAUGCUAGUUCAAGAUCUCAUUACUGAAAGUAAACUUGUGUUUCAAUAUCGUAGUCAGCUUGAGAAAUUGGAGGCAGGGCUUCGGAAUGUGAAGGCUUGCUUAGCAGACACGCAGAACCUCAAAAGUAAUCUGGAGACGCAGAAAGUGACUUUAAUGGUUCUGAGAUAACUAAUUUAUGAAGCUGAUGAUGUGCUCAUAGAUGUUCUAAUCAAAGAUGAGUAUCAAAAAGCAGACUCUUGCUCUGUCUUCUCACCUUUUGACAUAAUCUUCAGAUAUGAAAUAGGAAAGAGGUUGAAAGAUCUUGAUUUAAAAAUGGAAAUGACAAGCAAAGAUUUGACAAGUUUUCUGAGGCCCCAAGAGCCAAGCACUACUGUGCAGCAAGUUGCACGAUAUUCGUCACAGGAUUUUGAUUCUUCUGAGAUAAUUGGACUGGAAAAUGAUGUCAAGACAAUAAAAGAGUGGAUUCUUUGGCCAGAUGAGGAAAUUCUCAAAGUUGGAAUUGUGGGGAUGGGGGGUUUGGGAAAAACCACGAUUGCCCAGAAAGUUAUGAAUGAUAGAGAAGUACGUGGAUACUUUGAGAAAAUGAUUUGGGUGUCAGUCUCUCAAAAUUUCGAUGAAGAAAGGAUCAUGCGGAGCAUGUUGGAACAAUUACAAUUAGGACAAGAAGGCUUGGGGUCUGACAAAGGUCAAAUGUUGCGAAGGAUUCACCAAUUACUUGAAGGGAAAUCCUUUCUUAUUGUUAUGGAUGAUGUCUGGAAUAUAGACUUUGAAUGGUGGAGAAGGCUAUCUUCCAAUCUACCAACACCAACUGAGAAAAGUAGUUGCUUCAUAGUUACCACUAGAAACGAAGAUGUGGCAUUUGGGGUUGACAGCUAUCGGAUCAAUCGUCCGAAAGUUCUAAAUCCAGAAGAAAGUUGGUCUCUGUUCUCCAAGUUUGCUUUUUCAGCAAGAAAAGGAAUAUGCCCUAAUUCCCAUUUUGAAAAAGUAGGCAAAGAAAUUGUGGAGAAAUGCAGGGGACUUCCGCUGGCAAUCAAGACCAUUGGAGCGUCACUCGCACCAAAAAUUCAUUCUCUUACAGAGUGGAAGAAAACUCGUGAUGAUUUUGAUGAAUUGACUACCAGAGGUCAAACAAGCUCAGUGCUGGCUUCUUUGCAGCUGAGCUAUGAUGAACUCCCUAGUCUUCUAAAGACAUUGCUCUUGUGUUUCUCCAUAUAUCCUGAAGACUCGGUAAUCCAUACUGAACAGUUAAUUCAUUGGUGGAUUGGAGAGGGCCUUAUCCGAAGCACAAACGGAAGAACAGCUACCGAAUUGGGCUUUGAAUAUCUGUCUGAACUAGCAGGCAGAUGCCUAGUUGAAGUUGUGCAGCAGUGAGGCUCUGACUGAAGAGUCUAUAGUUGCAAAAUGCAUGAUUUGGUGCGGGAUUUGACCAUCAUGAUUGCUCAAAAUGAGUCAUUUUGUGGCUUUGAAAGAGGCAGACAAAAAUGGACGCCAGAUUCACUUUGGUUUGGAAUCAUUAACGAGGCAGAUGCAAAUUCCUUGAAAAGCAGUUUGAAGCUCAGAGCAUUGUUACUGAUGUCAAGAAGUGAAGUUCCACUCCAUAAGUAUAUGGAGCCUCUCCUUGUGCUUAGAGUUUUGGAUCUUUCUCACAGUAAGCUUGAAAAUGUCAAUAUGGAGGAACUCCUGUGCUGGAUUUGUUCUCUUAAACGCCUCGCAGUUCUGAAUCUAAGUGGCGCAGCAGGCCUUAAAGUACUACCACGUUCAAUCAGAAAACUUCGGAACCUCCGGAUUUUGGUCUUAAGUGGAUGCAACAAUCUUGUCAAGCUACACCCAUCAAUCAUUAUGUUGAAGAUGCUAAUGAUCUUGGACCUUGGAUUUUGCGGUCUUCAGUAUCUACCUUGUGGACUGGCUCAGCUAUCACAUAUGCAGGAACUAUCAGGUUUCAAGGUGGUGGGUAAGGCUAACAAGAGAAGCUGUCAAGUCCUUGAGCUUCAGCAAUUGACUGAGCUACAAGUCCUGCGAUUGAAUUUAAGUGAUGAAAGUGAACUCUCAGAAGAAAAGUGCAUGAUUUUCUUGAAGCUUGAGAAACUUAAGGUUCUUGCUAUUAAUAUGGAAGAUGUUAAGUAAAAAAUGUCUUACCAAUGCUGGAUCAACUUACCCCUCCUGCAGGCCUUCAGGAGCUGUAUCUUAGACAUUACCCUCAUAAAACUCUGCCGAAAUGGGUUCAACCAGGAAAGCUCCCAAAUUUGCAGCAUCUUUGCAUUGAGAAUGGUGACCUUGACAACAUCCAUCUGAGUCUCAACAAUGAGUCUGUGUGGACUGUUGAAAGUCUGUGUUUGAAGUUCUUGCCAAACCUGGAGCUAGACUGGAAAGACUUGGAGCAGAAAAUGCCUUUAUUAAGUUAUUUGGAGGUAAGCCAUUGCUUCAAUUUGAAAAAUUUUCCAUGCCCUGUCAACAAGCCAGGGGUCUGGAGAAAGCACCUGGAUUAGGAAAUCAGUGAUUGAAAUAAGGAGGGGGGCAUCACCAUCUCUGUGAUGUCCUCUGGAAAUUGUGCUCUGUGUAAUAUAUUUGUUGAGUAUUCAUAUUUUACUGAUACAAGGAACAGCUUGUGCUCUCCUCUUUCAAUCACAAAGCAAA